Molecule: messenger RNA, 1701 nt
Organism: Orbilia oligospora ATCC 24927
Lineage: Eukaryota; Fungi; Ascomycota; Orbiliomycetes; Orbiliales; Orbiliaceae
Exons: 1
Coding region: 1-1701 (566 amino acids)
Source: RefSeq, a predicted model, not a curated record
AUGGCCGAUCCAAUUACAGAUUUAAGACAAGCCGGUGAAGCUUGGUCCCCACAAUUUAUUGACCAUUAUAGUCAGGAAUGCUCUGUAUCUUCGGAACCUAAUCAGCUUUAUGAUCUUCUGUUUGAAGGGGUCGGUCCGUCGAGCGCGGGGCACGUCGAGGGGCUGCUGGACAGUAACCUAGCCUGGUCCGAAGAAAGAACUCCUACCCUGAAUUCGGAACCAGCGGGCGGUUGCAAUUCCCCUGCAGCUAAGCUCGCGGCACCCUUUCUGCCGUGGAUGUUGGCGCCAUAUGAAGAGUUCCAAACCGAUUGGAGCUCAGUUCCUGGGAGUUUAACGACUUUCGAUAUGCCGACACCAAAGCAUCAAGAAACCACCACGGCGGUGGGAUUAUCCUCUUAUAAGCCAGAUCUAGCGCCUCCAGAACCUCGAAGCCCCGCUCAAAGCAUUGGAAUAGAAACUGGUAGUCAUACUUUGAACUGGACGUCGCACAAUCCCUCCUACGACGCCAAUAUCAAAAUUCCCAAGCUCAUUGCCGCACAGGUGAAGGAUUUUGAAGCGCCAGUUCAACUUCCACCACUGAAAGAUCUACUAAAAAAUGCGACAACCCCAGUCGAUACUGGUGUGAGCUCGGACUCGGGGAUGACAUUUACUGUAAAAAAUAAAAUGUUGCUGCAGUCUGUUCUCGAACCGAAAGACCAUCAAUUAUACGUUCACGAUGCACACGAUGGUACCGCGGCGGGGUCCCAUUUGUCACCUCGUGCCGAGAUUAGUAUACUUGAUGGUCCCGAAAAUUCUGAUUCAAAGAUUAUUCCCGAUCCUGAGGUCAGCGAGCUCCAGUCAGAAGUAGAGCGUGCCAGUACACCAACGCCAGAUAGUAAUGAACGCGCCGAUCUACCGAAAGAAAUUAAACCUGAAAUUGUACCUUAUGAAGGGCAACCUCCGACAAGUGGAUUGGAACUUGCAACGAUAGAUAGCAACGGUGAAGAGAAUACGUUAGAAAUCAGCACAGUUGCCGGCACUGAACGGGAGGCAACACCUAUACCCCAGAUCUCUACCGAGGUUAUAGAUUUAACUGAUACGAAGUCGGAAAUCGGCGAUCCCGAUGAUAUAAAAGAGGAAACAAGCAGGCGGUGUGAUGCCUCCAAUAAGAUGGUAGAUCCGAUCAAAGUUAAUAAGAACAAAAGAAAACGAAGCAAUAGGUCCAACCUAGCCUCCAGUUCUGGAGCUGGUAGCUCGCCUCGGGAAACUAGACCUCUCAAAAGAAGGAAGAGGGUAGAUUCGGUGCAGGACCUCCACCACACGCCCGUGGCAGGAACAGAAUUUGUUGUUAUGGAAUUUCCAGAAGGGCCCGUGUACAUGAAACGCAUCCGAUUAGCUGACGGAUCUACCUCAAUGAAAAUGGCGAGUGAGAAGGAGAUAGAAGCUUUCACCAACGGAACACCAGCACCUUUAGCCACGGUACAAUGCGGGAAAAUUUUAAACCACUCUCAGGGCGAAGGGGGUCUCAAGUCCAGCUGCGUAUUGACAUACACUUGGCGGUGGCAAGAUGGAAGCGAAAUCGAGAUAGAGGAGAAUGGAUUGGAUGCUGGGCUACUCAAAAAAUAUUGGAAAAAGAAGGGCCCGAAUGAUAGCCGAUUUUACUACUGUUUUGUGCCAAAUCCAUGUCAAAUUUGCGAUCCCAUUUUGGAGAUACUCAGAUAG